CCCUGACCAGUGAGCGGGCCCACAGAUGGGCAAGAGAACCAGCUAGGUUCCGCCCCGGAGCCUGCCCGCCUCCUUUUUAAGCGCCUCCCGCCCAACCUCAGCUCCCUCUGGCUUUGCCACGCUCCUUCCUUCCCCGCCUUCCACGCUCCUUGUCUCCCCCGACUGCGCUGGUUCCUGUGGCCACCCCGCAGCGCCAGCCCAGGUGCCGUGGCAGCUAUGUACCUCCCCAGCCUGCGGCUUAGCUGGCAUGGGCUGAGGCCCUGGUGCUGGUCACCGUGCCGUAGCAUCCAGACCCUGCGUGUGCUCAGUGGAGAUCUGGGCCAGCUGCCAGCUGGAGUUCGGGACUUUGUGGAGCGCAGUGCCCGUCUGUGCCAACCAGAGGGCAUCCACAUCUGUGAUGGCACUGAGGCUGAGAACACUGCCACCCUGGCCCUGCUGGAAGAGCAGGGUCUCAUCCGGAAGCUCCCCAAGUAUAAGAACUGCUGGCUGGCUCGCACAGACCCCAAGGAUGUGGCACGGGUAGAGAGCAAGACGGUGAUUGUCACUCCUUCGCAGCGGGACACAGUGCCCCUUCUGGCUGGUGGGGCCCGUGGGCAGCUGGGCAACUGGAUGUCGCCGGAUGAGUUCCAGCGAGCUGUGGACGAGAGAUUCCCAGGAUGCAUGCAGGGCCGUACCAUGUAUGUGCUUCCGUUCAGCAUGGGUCCUGUGGGCUCCCCGCUGUCCCGCAUUGGAGUGCAGCUCACUGACUCAGCUUAUGUGGUGGCAAGCAUGCGUAUUAUGACCCGCCUGGGAACACCUGUACUUCAGGCCUUGGGAGAUGGUGAUUUCAUCAAGUGUCUGCAUUCAGUGGGCCAGCCCCUGACUGGGCAUGGGGAUCCUGUGAGCCGGUGGCCAUGCAAUCCGGAAAAAACCCUGAUUGGCCACGUGCCAGACCAGCGGGAGAUCGUCUCCUUCGGCAGCGGCUAUGGUGGUAACUCCUUGCUGGGCAAGAAGUGCUUUGCCCUGCGCAUCGCCUCUCGCCUGGCCAGGGAUGAGGGCUGGCUGGCAGAGCACAUGCUGAUUUUGGGGAUCACCAACCCUGCAGGGAAAAAGCGCUAUGUGGCGGCUGCUUUCCCCAGUGCCUGUGGCAAAACCAAUCUGGCUAUGAUGCAGCCAGCCUUGCCAGGCUGGAAAGUAGAGUGUGUGGGGGAUGACAUCGCCUGGAUGAGGUUUGACAGUGAAGGUCAGCUCCGGGCCAUCAACCCUGAGAACGGCUUCUUUGGGGUGGCCCCUGGCACCUCUGCUACCACCAAUCCCAAUGCGAUGGCCACAAUCCAGAGUAACACUCUUUUCACCAAUGUGGCCGAGACCAGUGAUGGCGGUGUGUACUGGGAAGGCAUUGACCAGCCUCUUCCACCUGGUGUCACCGUAACCUCCUGGCUGGGAAAGCCCUGGAAACCUGGUGACACAGAACCCUGUGCACAUCCGAAUUCACGCUUUUGCGUCCCGGCUCGCCAGUGUCCCAUCAUGGACCCAGCCUGGGAAGCACCAGAGGGUGUCCCUAUUGAUGCCAUCAUCUUUGGAGGCCGCAGACCCAAAGGGGUACCUCUGGUGUACGAGGCCUUCAGCUGGCGUCACGGGGUGUUUGUAGGCAGCUCCAUGCGCUCUGAGUCCACAGCAGCUGCCGAACACAAAGGAAAGAUCAUUAUGCAUGAUCCCUUUGCCAUGCGGCCUUUCUUCGGCUAUAACUUCGGACACUACCUCCAACACUGGCUGAGCAUGGAGGGACACAGAGGAGCCCGGCUGCCUCGUAUCUUCCAUGUCAACUGGUUCCGGCGAGAUCAGGCGGGCCGCUUCCUGUGGCCAGGUUUUGGGGAGAAUGCUCGUGUGCUAGACUGGAUCUGCAGGCGAUUAGAAGGAGAAGACAGUGCCCAAGAGACUCCCAUUGGGCUAGUACCAAAGGAAGGAGCCCUGGAUCUCAGUGGCCUCAAAGCAAUAGACACCAUUCAGCUGUUCUCCAUCCCCAAGGACUUCUGGGAACAGGAGGUUCGUGAUGUUAGGAGCUACCUGACAGAGCAGGUCAACCAGGAUCUGCCCAAGGAGGUGUUGGCUGAGCUUGAGGCCCUGGAGGGCCGUGUGCGAAGAAUGUGACCCGAGGCUCUAGGGCCGUGUGCAAAGAAUGUGACCCGAGGCUCUAGGGCCGUGUGCAAAGAAUGUGACCCGAGGCUCUAGGCUAGCAAGAGCACAGCACCCCAUCUGGGUAGAGAACUCCCAGGCUCUUAGAAAACAUGAAGAAUUUGACAUUAAAACAUCUGAGUGUUGGGAGGCCAGGCCACAGACCUCCUCCCAUGCUGUCUGAUAAGA
Peromyscus eremicus (cactus mouse) is the source of this 2343-nucleotide messenger RNA. RefSeq names its product phosphoenolpyruvate carboxykinase 2, mitochondrial (gene Pck2). Gene Ontology annotation, molecular function: GTP binding; phosphoenolpyruvate carboxykinase (GTP) activity; manganese ion binding. The transcript has 10 exons. Gene Ontology annotation, cellular component: cytosol. Lineage: Eukaryota; Metazoa; Chordata; Mammalia; Rodentia; Cricetidae. Gene Ontology annotation, biological process: hepatocyte differentiation; response to starvation; gluconeogenesis. Bases 217 to 2130 code for a protein of 637 amino acids. The record is from RefSeq and is a predicted model, not a curated record.